Molossus molossus (Pallas's mastiff bat) is the source of this 1059-nucleotide messenger RNA. RefSeq names its product olfactory receptor 1L3-like. The record is from RefSeq and is a predicted model, not a curated record. Gene Ontology annotation, molecular function: olfactory receptor activity; G protein-coupled receptor activity. Bases 80 to 1057 code for a protein of 325 amino acids. The transcript has a single exon. Gene Ontology annotation, biological process: G protein-coupled receptor signaling pathway. Lineage: Eukaryota; Metazoa; Chordata; Mammalia; Chiroptera; Molossidae. Gene Ontology annotation, cellular component: membrane.
AACAAGAUGGAAAGAUGCUUGUUCCAGAUAACAAGAAUUAUUUAUUGACAGUGUUGUUUAUCUGUAGGUGUAUGUGUCCAUGAAGAUGUGUAACCUGACAAGACUCCCCGAAUUCAUCCUUUUGGGACUCUCCUCUCGCCCCGAGGACCAGAAGCCACUCUUUGCCCUCUUUUUUAUCAUGUACCUGGUCACCUUGGUGGGAAAUCUGCUCAUCAUCGUGACUAUCCGCUCUGAUCCUCAACUCCAAAACCCCAUGUAUUUUUUCCUGAGCGUCUUGUCCUUUGCUGAUAUUUGCUACACAACAGUCAUAGUCCCCAAAAUGUUAGUGAACUUCUUAUCAGACACAAAGACCAUUUCCUAUGCUGACUGUCUGGCACAGAUGUAUUUCUUCCUGGUCUUUGGAAAUGUGGACAGUUAUCUUCUGGCAGCUAUGGCCAUUGACCACUAUGUAGCCAUUUGUAACGCUUUCCACUAUGUCACUAUUAUGAACCACAGAUGCUGUAUGUUGCUACUGGUCUUCUCGAUAGCUUUCUCCUGCCUCCACUCCCUCCUCCAUGUUCUCCUGGUGAAUCGACUCACCUUUUGUGCAUCAAACAUUAUCCAUCACUUUUUUUGUGAUGUCAACCCUGUUCUGAAACUGGCCUCCUCUUCUACCUCUGUCAAUGAAGUUGUGGCCAUGACAGAAGGGCUGGCCUCUGUGAUGGCCCCAUUUGCCUGCAUCAUCAUUUCUUACCUGAGGAUCCUCAUUGCCAUCCUCAAUAUCCCCUCAGCUGCUGGAAAACGCAAAGCCUCCUCCACCUGCAGCUCCCAUCUCACUGUGGUGACUCUGUUUUAUGGGAGUAUUAGCUAUGUCUAUUUCCAGCCGUUGUCAAGCUAUACCGUCAAGGACCGAAUAGCAACAAUCAUCUACACGGUACUGACAUCAAUGUUGAACCCAUUUAUCUACAGUUUAAGAAACAAAGACAUGAAACGGGGCUUAGGGAAACUGAUAAGUAGGAUUAAGUCUGAAAUGGAUAGGCUUUCUACUGCAACAACCAACAAAAUUAAUGGACCCUAACU